This is a messenger RNA of Thelazia callipaeda (thelaziosis nematode), 788 nucleotides long. NCBI's taxonomy places the organism in Eukaryota, Metazoa, Nematoda, Chromadorea, Rhabditida, Thelaziidae. The record is from the annotation of a GenBank genome assembly.
AUGUCAGUGAUAGCAAUAUUCUCCCUCAUUGCUAUUUUUGUUUCCAAAAUGGAAACCCUUCCGGUGCGAGCAAUAUCAACUCCCACCGGACAACUUCUGAAUGCAGAAGAAUUCUGGAUUUCUGUCAAAUUAUUAAAUAUCGAAUGGAAAUCUGAAUGUCUUUCGACUGCCUACUGCAGUGAACCAGAGCUAAAAGUGAUCAAGAAAAAUCCAAUUAAUGGAGAAAAAAUCUCUUUUGCAUGGUUGUUAGAUCAAAAUUUUAAUCAGUUCUCCAACAAUCCGUUCAUAAGCUACUGGAAAGGUGGAUCAGCUCGAGAAAUUGAAAUGGUAGUUAAAGUAGUUGGAGUUGAUCCCAUUUACAGAUUUCAACGCAUUUGUGAUCAGACUGCCUUAACCAAAAUAUUUUUAAAUGAACUCGAGAAGUCAAAUUCUAAUAGUGUGAAUAUAAGAAAUGAGCAGAGCAGUGGUCAAAUGAUAGUGGAACUGAAUGGACGAUGCUUUGAAGCUACUUUUACAGUUGAAAAGCACAUUACCCAUUGUCCGUGGUGUGUGAAAGCUGAAAAAAGUGCUUUGAAAGUACCUUUUUUCAACAAAUUUUCACCAAUCAAAUGGAAUAUUUUGGCCAUAGUAAUUUCUGCUCUGGCAGUAAUAUUAUGCCUGGUAACUGCUGCAGUGCUUCUAUGUACUACAUGUCGACACGUGAAAGCAAAAAGAAUAUCUAGCAGAAUGAUUACUCCGCCAAGCAUCUGUCAACAAACCGAUUGGCAAUAUCUCAAAACUUGGUAAGU